CAAAGAGUAGAAAACCUGUGUGGUUCUCUCUUGUGGCUUUUUUGGUGUAGGAUGAUUAGUAAAUUCUCAGAAGUAAUAGUGGAAAGCCAAAGACCUGAUGAUGUCACGGUAACUCAUCAAUCCUUCGUGAACAAGGUGGCAAUGGGUAUAUAUAAAAGAGACGACUCCGGUCCUUUACAGCACAGCCCAAAAUCCACAAGUUCCAGAUUGUCACCGAACUUACUGCUUUUCUACUGGAGCCAUGAAUCCUCUGCAAAACUGGAUGGGGUGCCUCUCAUUUUGGCUGUUCUGUUCUUGUUGCAUGCCUUUUCUCCUCUUUGCAAGUCCUUUGCCGAAUAAGGAAACUGAUAUUCAUACGAAUCACUCCUGCAUACUCAGGACGGUUCUGCCACCCUAUAUCAAGAACUGCACCCUCACCUUAGCUGAACAGGCAAGACUUUCUGAUAAAGAUACGGAUAACAGAUUCAUUGGGCAACAUCUGUAUGCUAACAUCAAGGAGAAAGACCACUGCUAUGUAAUGAAGAGAGUAACAGACAUUGUCAUUAAAAAUGUCCUCUCUGAGCUGAAAUCUGCUCCUGGAAACCUGCUUCCUGCUUCCAAUGUCAAAGAAGUGGCAAAUUUCUUGGCUGAACAGCAUGGGGAAUUGCAUGGCUGUAAACCUUCGGGGAAAAGUGAACACAUUGAAAAAAAUGUGAAGCAAAUGAAAGACAAAUUAGAUAAGUUGGGAGAGAAUGGAAAGAACAAAGCAGUUGGUGAACUUGACUUGCUCUUUGAAUACCUGGCAAAAGCAUGCAUCAAAGCACCGGCUUCGUAAAGGACUAAACAAUAGUUGACCAUCAAUCAGCUCAUAAAGCUACUUCUAUCCAGAUGGGCCAGCUGUUUCAUUUCAGUUUGUGGAAAUUUUAAUGGUAAUUUAUUGUAACUUGAUAAUGAUAACUUAUUUAAAAUUAUAUGUAUUUUUAUGUGAGCAAUUUAUUUAUAUGGCUUAUUAAGAUUAGUGGCAGACUUUAAUGGGACACCUCUAGAGUAAGUAAGUUGAAGGCUGGCCAUCCUCUCUGAUGUGAAAUGAAUUUACUUUAAAAUAAAAGCCAGUUUAGAAGUGUGGCAACUCCAUAGCACCCAUCCAUAAUAUAUAUCGUAUCUUGUGGAAGGGGACAUUUAACAGUAAUGAAAAUGAAACAAUUGAAUGCUGGGGAGAUGGAGGGCCCUUCCAGACCGGCCCUGUAUCCCAGGAUCUUAUCCCAGGUUUUCUGUUUAUCCCAGAUUAUCUGGCAGUGCAGACUCAUAUAAUCCAGUUUAAAGCAGAAAACCUGGGAUUAGAUCCUGGGAGAUAGGGCCUGUCUGGAAGGGUCUGAAGACUAGGGACCCAUCUACACUGCCAUAUAAAAUCCAGAUUAUCUGCUUUGAACUGGUUUAUAUGGCAGUGUAGACUCUGAUAAUCUGGAUUUUAUGGCGAUGUAGAAGGGGACUUUGUGUGCACUUGAUGUUUCCAUACAAAUACUUUAGAAAGAAGCCCUCUUCUUCAUGCAGUCAUGAGAGCCGUUAUUAUUAUAUAAAUUAGGAUGCUAAUAUAGUAGACUCUUAGACUGGCUCUACAUUGCCAUAUCAAAUCCAGAUUAUCUGAUAUGAACUGGAUUAUAUGGCAGUGUAGAUCCAGCCUUAGUUAAAUCAAGCAUUUGUCAAAAAAUUUAAAGAAAUAAUACUUUGAAUAAAAAACUAUUUUUAUAAUACAGUAAAACGGUAAA
Messenger RNA from Anolis sagrei ordinatus, 1745 nucleotides. It is a transcript of the gene IL22, whose product is annotated as interleukin 22. The record is from RefSeq and is a predicted model, not a curated record. NCBI's taxonomy places the organism in Eukaryota, Metazoa, Chordata, Lepidosauria, Squamata, Anolidae. Gene Ontology annotation, cellular component: extracellular region.